This is a messenger RNA of Cordyceps fumosorosea ARSEF 2679, 1728 nucleotides long. Its product is annotated as Protein phosphatase 4 core regulatory subunit R2. The coding region runs from base 1 to 1728 and encodes 575 amino acids. NCBI's taxonomy places the organism in Eukaryota, Fungi, Ascomycota, Sordariomycetes, Hypocreales, Cordycipitaceae. Gene Ontology annotation, biological process: protein dephosphorylation. Gene Ontology annotation, cellular component: protein phosphatase 4 complex; nucleus; cytoplasm. The transcript has 3 exons. The record is from RefSeq and is a predicted model, not a curated record. Gene Ontology annotation, molecular function: protein phosphatase regulator activity.
AUGGUCGCCGAUGACGGCAUUGAUAUCCUCGCCCGGGUUGCAGGCGGCGAAACGCUCGAGCUGGACGCCUGGCCUGCGCUGCAGAUUGAUAUCCUCGCGCGCUUAGAAAAGAUUGCGCACACGGAAUUCGCCAUCCCCAGCCUGCCCCCGCCGCCCCGACUGCGACGGUCCCUCGACAACGGCGCAGCCGUGUCCUCGUCGCCGACGGCCGAACCCUCAUCGCAAGAGGCCGACAAGGAGAAUGCGCCGCUGCCCGCUGCCCGCGAGGCCAGGGGCGGCGGUGAUAAAACCGAGCAGCAGCGCACACAACCCACGGAAACGACGACGACAACGACAGGCGACGAUGGCGAUACCGUCAUGGAAAAGCCGGACGAGGCCAGCACAGAGACACCAACCCGCGAAGUGUCAACACAAACGAACACACAACAACCGCCCGUCGAGCCCUCGGCAGAAACGAUAGCGACCGACGAUUCUGGCGGCACGAGCAGUCUGCCAAAGCUCCCGAUCCAGCUCGCCGCUAUGCUCGGCGACAUCCAGAGCCACAUCCGGACCUUUGUCCAGGCGCCACCGCACACGCUCCAGCGCCUGGCCGAGCUCGUGCUGCGCCCGCGCGCGCACUACCGCGCCCUGGCCACGUACUUGCACGCCGUCGACCGCGUCGUCCAGGUCACCUCGGGACUGAACACGUACCCGCUGCCGCCCGCCAUCCCCGACAUGUCGUCGAUGCACAUCAACGGCGCCGACGGCAGCAAGGACCCCGCCGCUGCGGUGAGCUGGAGCACCCCGACGGCCGGUGCCAACAGCAACAGCGCGGCGGCAGCCGUAGGCUCCGACGAGGCACUGGGCGGCGCCCUGCUGACGCCGAUCCCUUGGCUUACCCGCCGUAGCCCGGAGAGCGUCGACGCCACAUCGACGAGCAGCGGCGCUGGCAGCACUAGCACGGGCGGUGCGAGUAGCUCUAGCGGUGCAGGCGGCAGUGGCGGUGGCGCGCAGAUUCACAGCGAAUGCACUGAGACGAUUGACGGCCCUAACGGCAUGGGCAGCAUAGAGACGGUGUCGGUGAGCGUCAACGGCGUGCCGUCGACCGGCCACGCGCGCGGCGUCACCCAAGGCGAGCUCCUAAGGCAGGAGCAGCGCGCCGGCGUCGUGCCCGUGAGCCAGCUGUCGCGGAACGGCGGGCAUCCCGGCCACUCCAUGCAGCAGCAGCAGCAGCAGCCGCUCCAGUCGCAGCGCGAGGCGGGCGCGUCGCACGGUGACGGAUCCGACGAAGAGGAUGACGAGGAGGAUGGCGAGCACCACCAGCGCCGGCACCCUGACCACCAGCCGAUGGACGAGGAGCAGCGGCGCCCGCCAAACGCCGCCACCGACGACGACGACGGGGUAGACGGGUACAAGAAUGAGGACGACGACGAGGAGGGGAUCCCGCACGCCCGCGGGCCCGACGAGAUCGGCGUCAACGACACGGGUCCCCAGACCGCCACGACGAGCGCCAUGGGCGAGGGCGGCCUCGAGAUGCAAGGCAUCGACGUCGCCGCCGCCGUCGGUAGGCCGCGCGAGCAAGAGGAGCACCCGCAGGCGCGGAAGCGCUCCUCGACGCCGGAGGAAGGGGGCGAGCACGCCGACGCCGAGACGGAGUCGACGGCCACCGAGGAGGAGGCCACGGGGACGAAGCGCGAGGCGGAGGAUGCGGCGGAGAGGGAGCCUGCAAAGAAGGUCAAGGAAGAAUAA